UUAUAAAACUUGGACAAACCCACCCUACCACUGCAACUUCUUCCAUCCUCUUCCAAGUCCAAUUCUCUGCAUCAACGAAAAUGGAAGCCGCUGCUCAGCCUCCUCCAACAACCCUUGCCCCGGAGGCUCCUACCGGCUUCCCUGACUCUGAUUCCAUCCCCGUCGGCCACCGUCUCUUCUCUAGGAUCCGCCUCGCAACCCCAGCUGAUGUCUCACACAUCCACAAAAUGAUCCACCAAAUGGCCAUCUUCAAGCGCCUGGCUGAUCAAUGCAUUGCCACCGAAUCCUCCCUCUCGUCCACCCUGUUCAACCACCCACCUUUUCAGUCCUUUACCGUCUUCCUCCUGGAGGUUUCUCCCAACCCACUUCCCAAAAUCACCUCUCCAAACUUCACACCCAUUGAGCGUAUCAUCCAGCUCGACCUUCCUAUCAUCGACCCAGAAGCUGAAUUAUUCAAGAGUGGGACUAAUGAUGUAGUGGUAGCUGGUCACGUCCUCUUCUUCCCUAUCUAUCCGACGUUUCUAGCGAAGCCGGGAUUGUACGUGGAGGAUCUGUUCGUGAGGGAGUGUUACAGAAGGAAAGGAAUGGGGAAAAUGCUGCUGUCUGCGGUGGCUGCGCAGGCGGUAAAAAUGGGAUAUGGGAGAGUGCAGUCGCUGGUGCUCGAUUGGAAUGUGAAUGCUAUUAAGUUUUAUAAGGAGAUGGGUGUGGAGAUUUUGACAGGAUGGAGUAUUUGCAGGUUGACUGGUGAAGCUCUUGAGGCUUAUCGUGAUGCCAUUUGAGGUUUACAAGCCAAGUUUUGGGUCAGGGAAUUAUGGGGUUUUCAUUUGGUUUUAAGCUGGAGAGCUAAAAUAAUAUUGAAUGAAGGGUUUUCGAAUGAAAAUUGGCGAAGUUGUGAGAUUUUGGAUAUAUGCUAUGAUGUCUUCUGCAAGUAGAUUGGGCUUUUUGCCCAUGCAGACUUAAAAAAUUAAAAAUAAAAAUUUCUCUCCA
Messenger RNA from Manihot esculenta (cassava), 987 nucleotides. Its product is annotated as probable acetyltransferase NATA1-like. The record is from RefSeq and is a predicted model, not a curated record. The transcript has a single exon. Lineage: Eukaryota; Viridiplantae; Streptophyta; Magnoliopsida; Malpighiales; Euphorbiaceae. Gene Ontology annotation, molecular function: N-acetyltransferase activity. The coding region runs from base 81 to 779 and encodes 232 amino acids.